AUGAUGGAGCUGCUCGUGCGGCGAGGUACCACGUGCAUUCUUAGCGUGAUUCCACGUGCUGGUUUUCCGGCGAACGACUACAAGCUCCGGUCGUGCACAUCUUUCGCCAGCCCUCGAGGGCCAACACUCUCGAUCAGGCGGUCACGCUGGCCGCUUCGCACACUGCACUGCGCCAAAAAAUCCUGUUUAUUUUCUUCAUCUUCUAUCUCCUUCUCCCCCUCCUCCCCCCGGCCGCUCCAAGGGCUUCGGUGUCUCGAACUCUGUUCCGUGCUCGCGGGACCCUCGGUGGGGCAGUUUCUCGCGGAACUGGGUUGCGACGUGAUUAAAGUCGAGAAUCCGAAAACCGAGGGUGACGUCACCCGAAGAUGGAAAACGCAAGGCAGCAAGUGCGAGCCCUCCAGCUACUUCCAAGGCUGCAACCUCGGGAAGCGCUCAAUUUCGCUCGAUCUGAAAGCAAGUGAGGAUUACGAAAUUUUCCACAAGCUGCUCCGAAAGUCGGACAUUGUGCUGGCGUCCUACAAGACGCAGGCCGAAGUACAGAGGUUAAGAAUCGACUACGAAACGUGCGUGCAGGCGGUAGAACUUGAUGAACUACAAGGGAAAAUAAACAAAUGUGGACGAGGAACGAACCCAGAUCAUGAGGAACUGAAAUCGGAACAACAAGAAGAAUCGUUUUAUUCCAAACCACAGCACCAGCAUCCUGGGCUCAUCUACGGGGCGAUAACGGGUUACGGUGGUACGACUGACCAGCGUGCGGGCUACGACGCCUGCAUUCAAGCGGAGGCUGGCUUCAUGUUUCUAAAUCGGGAGUCGGUAGAUACUACACCGCUGAAAAUGCCCGUCGCACUGAUGGACCUGCUCGCGGCACACCAGCUGAAACAGGCGAUCCUGGUGGCGCUCUACGAGCGCCAGCAGAUGAACAACUACGGAAGUAGGGGGAGAGCUGCACGAGAGGAAGCGGAAGCAGAUUCAAAAUUGGCGGGGGAAGGUGGAGCAUCAUGUAAAGCGAACCCAGAUGAAAGCCGCAAUGCACCUAACCUGCCGCGCGUUUUACCUCACCCACCGGCGGCCCACCAUAAAUUUGUCGAGGUGUCUCUGCUGCGUUCUGCGGUCACCGCACUGGCGAACCAGGCGAGUGCGUACGUUCUGGAAAAGAAAAUUCCGCAGCCUUUAGGGUCGGAUCACCCGUCGAUUGCGCCCUACGGAACGGUGUUUUACGAUAAGGAGCGAAAACCCUUUGUCCUGGCGGUCGGGACCGACGCGCAGUUCGCAAAGCUGUAUAGCGAAUUUCUGCAAGAAGACCAGGAUGAUAUAGUUGAUGAUUCUGGUACAGACAGUACCGAGAGGACCCGGUCAUUGUACACAGAAGAGACGGCAACAUCAUCAUCCCCAACUACAGCAUUACCCGCUGCUGUAGUUUCUACUUCACCGAAUAGGGCUACUACCUCACUUAACGUUCCUGAAAAGUGGAAAACCAACGUGCAGCGCUGCGCCGACCGCGAGGCAUUGAAAAGGAGUCUGCAACAAAGCUUCGCGCAGCGGGACCGACAGGCGCUUUUGGAGAAGUGCGGGCAACUGGGGAUCCCGGCUGGCGCCGUGAACGACUUGCGCGAAGUUUUCGAACAUUCGGAAGCGCAGAAAGCAUUGGUGCAGAUCGGGGAAAAUCGAUACGUGUCGCAAGUGGCGUGGACCGAGCCGGCAAUAAGGAUAUGGAGCGAAAAUGAAGAAAAGAAUUCUAGAACAGAGAUAGGAAAUGCUUUCCAGAACAACCCCGGCAUGAUCACGGAGUUUUUACUUCGCCCCCCGACUUUCUCGGCGGGGGAGCAUUCCGCAGAAAUCAAGGCAGAACUUGUUGAGGAGGAGACCAGCGAAGUAGAAGUGCUUGCGACAUCCGAUUUUUGUUGA
This is a messenger RNA of Amoebophrya sp. A120, 1905 nucleotides long. Lineage: Eukaryota; Dinophyceae; Syndiniales; Amoebophryaceae. The record is from the annotation of a GenBank genome assembly.